This is a messenger RNA of Arachis ipaensis, 744 nucleotides long. The record is from RefSeq and is a predicted model, not a curated record. Lineage: Eukaryota; Viridiplantae; Streptophyta; Magnoliopsida; Fabales; Fabaceae.
AACGGUUGCUUCGACGAUUGUGAACUCAGAAGCAUUUGUUGCUCUGGAAUGAGAAGUCGCAGAUGAGUUCAAGAUGAAGAAAAAGAAGAGAGGAGAAAGAGAAAGCAUGGAUGCCGCCAUGUUUGAAGGCACAUUGCACACAGUAUAUUCACUACACAAUGGAUUGCAUGAGAAUCCAAAGCACCUUGUCUCAUAGGAAGAACUGGAAAUAUGAUGUGUUUGUGAGUUUCAGAGGCGAAACUCGCAACAACUUCACCGAUCAUCUUUAUGCUGCUCUCUGCAGACACGGCAUAGUUGCCUUCAGGGAUGAUACUAAGCUCGAGAAAGGAGGACUUAUAUCAGAAGGGCUUCUGGAAGCUAUUGAAGGAUCACAGGUUCUGAUUGUGGUCUUCUCAAUGAAUUAUGCUUCCUCCACAAGGUGCUUGCAAGAACUAGCAAAGAUAGCUGAUUGCAUUCAAAUACCGGGACACCGUGUUCUGCCUGUUUUCUGUGAUGUGAGUCCUUCUGAGGUCAGAAAGCAAAGUGGAAACUAUGAAGAAGCCUUUGUGGAACAUGAAGAAAGAUUCAAAGAUGAUGCAGAGAUGAUGGAGCAAGUGCAAAGAUGGAGGGGAGCUCUAACACAAGUAGCCAAUCUCUCUGGCUGGGAUUUGAAGGAUAAAUGAUGUAAGUAAAACUUACGAAGAUUAUGGCCCACUUGGUGUACAAAAGCGACUUCUUUGUCAAGCUUUCAUGGAAGAAGAUUUU